AGAGAGAGAGAGAGAGAGAGAGAGAGAGAGAGAGAGAGAGAGAGAGAGAGCGCUUCAAUCUUAUCCCUCCACUCUGCCAUACACAGUGGACUAACCCUGGACACACUGAGCGGAGGAGUGGUCUAGGAGCCAUGACAGGAGGUUUGUUCCUGACACUGUGCACCCUGUUACUGGUCCAGGCUGUCUCCUCCUGCCCUAAGGAGUGCGGGUGUGACAAUAAUGCCAAGGUGGUGGACUGCAGAGGACGGGGCUUAUAUGACAUUCCGCACAAACUCCAUCGAGACACGCUGGAGCUACAUCUUCAGGACAACCACAUACGAGGCAUUGGGUCCAUGGCUUUUCGGGAAACGCCAUAUCUCCGUGUUCUGGAUCUGGCCAACAACAGCAUCACUAUGGUUUCUCCUAGUGCUCUACUAGGACUAAGGAGCUUAAAUACUCUCAUUCUGGCCAACAACACUAUCCGGGAGUUGGAUCGGCGUUUAUUGGGCUCAAUACGCAAUUUAACCCACUUGGAUCUGUCUCACAACAACAUAGUAGGGCUGCCUGGAGCAUUGGCUGAUAGUUUCCACCAUCUAACACACUUUUCUUUGCACUAUAACCGGCUGACCAAGCUGGACCGCACUCACCUGGAGGCCCUUGGAAACCUCCAGGUGCUGCACCUGGCGAGUAACCCCUGGAAGUGUGAUUGUAACAUGAUAGGGCUUAAGCUAUGGUUGGAAACAUUCACAUUUAAAGGUGGUGUGGUGGACGCUGUUCCGUGCCAUGAGCCGUACGCCAUGCGCAAUCGUGACCUUCGCAGCGUUCCUUACGAGCUCUUCCACUCCUGCAUGAGCACCAGCUACAACUACUUGUUUGCCAACAUCCAGCACAUGGAAAGACAGCAGCGGUUGCUUCGUGGUGUCCCAUACCCAAGCCUGGAUGCUCCGGUUGAGCAGGAACCGGAGUGCGAAGCCAAGCCAAAACCACGACCCAUUAACCUGCGCCACGCCAUAGCUACAGUGAUCAUCACCGGCAUUGUGUGUGGAGUUGUGUGUCUCAUGAUGCUGGCUGCUGCUGUGUACGGCUGUGCCUACGCCGCUGUCAUGGCUAAAUACCAGCGGGAGCUAAAGAAACGCGAAGAGGAGGCUGGGAGAAUGGAAAAAGAGAACUCAGAGAACAAGGAAGGGGCCAAAGAGCUACGGGAAAAUGCCAUAGCAUGAAAAAAAGAGUAUUAUGAGAGAGUAAGAGCAAUGCAAUAAUACUCAUACCUCGCCCAGGGAUAUUACACAGCCAAGCCUCUUGCAUGGCAAACUCUUACAAAGUUGUAAAAUAGAGCUAUACACAUACUUAGGGAUCUGGAUGGGUUUUAUUACAAUUCAAGGAUUUAUCAACUAUUGCCGAUAUCUUAUCAGAUGGACAAACCUGAUUUCUGCUUUGUCAUCUACUCUAUCAAUGAUUUCAUACUGUACAGUGUCCUCUAUAAAGGGGGAAGAGAAACAGAAGAGAAGUUAUAUGUUUUAUAAUGCAGUACAGCCACAGUACAGUAUAUUGGCAUCCUUAAUGAAAAUGGACUAAAUGAGUGUGUUAACAUGAACUCACAUUUUUAAUUCGUACAAGCAGAGAAACAGGCUACCUCUGAAAACAAGUCAGUCUCGUCUCCUUUUUGUAAAAAACAGUAUUUUUACUACUGAAUAUAUCAUUUAAUAUCAUAUCAAAUAAUAUAUUUUUCUCCCUCUUUCUUUAUUCUUUGGAAAAAUAUAAAUCAUAAUGCCACAGCAGAAUCUGGGUAAUCUACUGAUGUUACGGAAUUUCUUUGGUGUAUAAUUAAUCCAUCCAUUACUAUGAAAAAAAUCCGCGAUACAAAAAAGCGAAAAUAAUUAAGGCCUAAACAGAGAAAUCUGCCAAUAAUUGAAUGCAUGUUGCCCACAUACACAGUGUGGAGGAUGGUAAUGUAGGCAACAAAAAGAAGAAGCUGAAGAUCACAUUUACAGAACUGCACAGUAUAUUUAACUCUGGGGGUUGUCAAGUUCCAAAACCAGUUAUUGCACGCAACCAUCAAAUAAUUUGAUUGAAAGAUGGAAGCCUUUCCUAAAAGCAAUGACAGAUUUAUCAAGUGCAAAAGGAACUACAACUAAAUUGUGUCUCAAUGAUGGGGAAUGUAUUUAAGAAUCCUGAAUCUUCCAGAUCUUUGAAGAAGACACUGGUAGCAAACAUGGCGUCCAAAUCAAAAGAGAAUCUGUUGUGAUAAUGUGUAUUGUAUAGGAUCAGAGUUUGGUAUUGACCAUCUCAGUCCAAACUUAAACCCUACUGAAUAACAAAAUAUUAUUCAGCUAUACAAUACAAUACAAUACAAUACAAUACAAUACAAUACAGUAUUAUGUCUGUAAUAUUACAGAUUACAGAAACACUAAUCUAAUAGAUGGUUGUUCAGUGGUUAAGGCAUUUGAGUUUGGAUCGGAAGGUAACAAGUUAAAAUCCCAGCACCACUGAACUACCACUGCUGGGUCCUUGAGCAAGGCCCUUAACCCCUUAAUUGCUCAGUUGUAAGUUGCUCUGAAUAAGUGUAUCUGCCAAAUGGCAUAAAUAUAAAUACAAAUGAAAUAGUCCAAAAUCUCCAGCCAUGGUAACCAUAAGGCAUCAAGCUGAUUAACAAUAAUUAAUAAUAAUAAUAAUUAUAAUAAUAAGCUCUCGAAAUAUCUAUUGCAUGUCAUAUAACUACACACAUGCUCAUUUUUAUAAAGGGUGCCAAUAAUUAUAGACCUGGCUGUAUGCUGUAAGAUACAAUAUAGCCAAAGAUACUGGAUACAUAUCAACAAGCUCUAACUAUUUGGAGGUAUAUUAUAUAUAUAUUUUGUCUAAUGCAAGUGCAUUUAAUUAAAAAGAUGCAAAUUUUGAAUAUAACAGUGGUUUCAAAGCGUCUCCAUUUAGGGUUCGGUUGUACUGUUUAUUAUCAGGUUAAGUAGGCAGCUUCAACUAUGCAUACGUCGUUGUUUUCAUGCAUGUGCGUGCUGUACUGUACCUCAUCAACCUUUGGAACUCGUUACCAUUGACUAAUAUUGGUAGAGUGAUUAGAGUUUGGUUUUAAAACUAUUUGCAGUUUGCACAAGAAAAAACCUCACAGGCAGAGGCAGAUCACACUCAUGCAUAUGGAUGUGGAAGGGGGUGUAAAGAGCAAAGGGGCUCUUAUAUAACACAAGGCACACAGACACCCACACACAGGCACAUGCGAAAGAGAGACACAUACACACAUACACAAUCAAAUAAGACAUGAUGCGUUCAGGAAAAAAAAAUACGAGAGCCAGCAAACGAGGCUGCUCAGAGUCUUUUGCUGCCACACACACACACACACACACACACACACACACACACACACACACACAAAUACAUGCUUCAGUUGCCCUGGGAGUGUGAUGUCAUCAGCUUGUCGGCUUGUGUUAGUCCUAGCAAAUGCUCACGAGGUGAAAGCUCAUUGGGGCAGUCUAUAAACUCAAGCUCUGACUGGCUAGUGUGUGUGUGUGUGUGUGUGUGUGUGUGUGUGUGUGUGUGUGUGUGUGUGUGUGCGUUCGUGCGUUCGUUUAUGUUUAUAUGUAAGCUCCUUACCCUUUACUCUUGCUCUCAGUCCUAUCUCAGCAUCAAAUCAUUUGCAGAAUAUGUUGUAAAGUAAACCUUAAAGCUUCAUGACAAGCAUUAAUAUGUUUCUAUUUUUAGAAUGGAACACCAUGAACAGCUUGUUUCCUUCCCAUGACUGAACGAAAAACCAACUUUGAGGAAAUAUCUUUCUUCAUUCCUUCUUCCUUCUAAUACGUACACUUCGGUAAAACAAUGUACUGACUGUAGCUGUAUCUAUUUAUCAGUCCCAAAUGCCACCCCCUUUAUAAUAACCAUCAAUGGAAAUAGGAAACCAUGAAAUACAUUUGGGGCGAUGGACCAUUCUCAUUCUCAGCACAGCAAUUAUGUGAUAUUUUGGUGUGUCAUGUACUGGUUUGAAUGCAUCAGGAAGAGCAACACUGCUGGAAUUUUAA
Molecule: messenger RNA, 4001 nt
Organism: Silurus meridionalis
Lineage: Eukaryota; Metazoa; Chordata; Actinopteri; Siluriformes; Siluridae
Gene: lrtm1
Product: leucine-rich repeat and transmembrane domain-containing protein 1
Exons: 3
Coding region: 132-1199 (355 amino acids)
Molecular function (GO): protein binding
Source: RefSeq, a predicted model, not a curated record